ACACAGCCCCUCUUCAGUCUGAGGAGGUUGUAAAUGUUCAUGGCUGCCUCACGAAUUGCUUCGUCGAGGAGAUUGUGUUGUAAAUAUAAAUGUAUCUUUUAUGUAGCGUUUGUAAUUUUGUGUAUUCAGUUUUUGUUAUACAAUACAAACAUCAAAGAUUCGGAAUCUUCUUCAAUAGAAAAGCUAGAUGAUGAUUCCGUAGAAAAACAUGAGAAUUCAAGUAUUGUUGAGGAGCCAUUGGGAGAAGAUAAAAGAGAAGCCAUAAAUGAUAAUCCCAGUAGAGAGGAGGGUGCCUCCCGUGAAGGUCUCACUAGUGAGGAGUCUCAUAAUCUGUCCGGUGAAGACAUCCAGCACAGAUUGGGCUUCAUCAAAGACUUCAUCCCUCCCUGUAAGAUAGAAAGCGCACAAGCUCUGUCUGCAAUACAGAGAGCCACUACCGGAAACUGUAAACAAGAGAUUGCUGACAUUGCUUGUGGGAUCCAGGAGGGGGGCGUGUACCCAGGCUCUCUGCCCAAUACUUGCCACUUAAAAGGUAACCACUCUAGAGGUCAUUAUUAUGGCUGCUAUUCAGACAAACCAGAAGAUCGAGACUUCGCCCAUCAGAAGACUUUCCCUACAGAAAACUGGUCACAGCAGUGCAUAGAUUACUGUCUACAGAUAGGUUAUAGAUAUGCAGGCUUACAAUAUGGACGGGAGUGCUGGUGUGGAAAUUCAUUUGGUAAACACGGAACAGAGGGUGCACUUUGUAAUCAGCCAUGUCCUGCAAAAUCUAGUGAAAUAUGUGGAGGGUAUCUCACCAACGACAUAUACAGUACCGGAAUUCAAGAAAGAUUAAGUAAUGGCCCAGGGGAUCUACAUUUUGAAGAUGUUCACUCCAAGGUCAAGGUUAUGUUUGUUUUGACCUUGAAUGGCCGACAAGUUAGACAAGUGCGAAGACUACUUAAAGCCAUUUACCAUCGAGAUCACUUCUAUCUCCUGCAUGUUGACAUAAGACAAGAAUACCUUUUUCGAGAGUUACUUCCCUUGGAAGACUUACUACCAAAUCUUCGUCUAGUGCGUAAACGAUUUGCGACAAUCUGGGGCGGAGCCAAUCUCCUGGAUGCCCAUUUACACAUUAUGAAGGAAGCCCUGGAGUCGGAUUUAAAGUGGGACUACUAUGUUAAUUUAAGUGAAAGUGACUAUCCAAUCAAAAAACUGGAAUCCUUGGUUGCUUAUCUAACAAAGUACAGAGGCUAUGUUUUUCUUAAGUCUCAUGGCAGAAACACUUCUCUGUUUUUGAGGAAACAAGGCCUGGACCAGACAUUUUUGCAGUGUGAUAACCACCUUUGGCGUCUGGGACCACGUACACUUCCUAGGGGGAUCCAGAUGGAUGGGGGCAGUGACUGGGUGGGGCUCCCUCGUCAGUUCUGCGAGUAUGCAAUAAACUCGGAGGAUAAACUCCUGACUGGACUCCGGAAACUUUACAAGUACACGCUGCUUCCAGUAGAGUCAUUUUUCCACACCUUGCUCCACAACAGCCACUUCUGUGAUAAGUGGAUGGAAAACAAUCUCCACAUUACAAACUGGGACCGGAAGAGAGGCUGCAAGUGUCAGCACAAGAAUGUAGUGGACUGGUGCGGUUGUUCUCCUAAUGACUUCAUCUCUCAGGACUUGGACAGAAUUCUGACCUUGGAAUUAAAGCCAGUGUUUUUUGGCAGAAAGUUUGAGCCUGCAGUGAAUCAAGAUAUCAUCAAUAGUAUGGAUGUGUACAUGUUCGGAAAUGAGAUGAGAGAUGUAACAGCCCUUACAAACUACUGGCAAAAUGAGUACCACCACCAAGACCUAAGUACCAAGUUGGAUGACACGUAUCUGAGCUUCUACAUGUCCUUCAUGAGACUGACAGCGAACAGGAUGGUCGCAGACACAGCAGCACAGUGUCAGGUGCUCCCCGGGAAACUGCUCCAGGUCCACUUGUUUCAGCGAAGUGACAGGACCCAGGGACUACUAAUGAUGUUUGAAGCCUCCACAGGGGGCGGGUCCAAAGUAGUUCUAGAGAGUCAUGUGAUGAUGAGGCAGCAUUUUUCUGUGAUAAACCCUGAAGGACCGGCUGGCAGACUCAUCAAUCUGGAGGUUGGCAGCGACUAUGACCUAAAGGAGUCUAUGUUUAGAAAUUACGGCCAGUUACUGGGUCCUUACAGUGACCUUGUCCUGAGACACACAUGGGGACCGGGUGAACCAUUAACAGUGUCCUUUGCAUGGAUCGACCCAGCCAAGAUCAUUGCAGCUUCUUAUGAUGUGAACAUUACUGGUGCUGGUCAAAUUGAACCAUUUAAACCAUUACUAAAGCGACCGUUACGACCAGGUGUGUGGACCACCAAAAUCAUGCACAGGUGGCAGAUUUUUGCUGAGGCACAAUUCCUUGUUCUGCCUUUGACUAUGUUUAAGGGAAAGUCUUUGGACGCCAGUCAAGCAGCCCUUAAUCAUAACGGACCAUCAGGAUAUUACGCUAGACAAGAUUUCACCGAGUUUGAGGAAGUUCUCAAAGUGGACCGUGUAGGAGAGGCCCGGGCAGCAGCUGAUGAGAAUGGACAGAAGCAGGGCCGUGUGUUGGAAGAGUGGGCGGAUCAGAUGUGUGGGGAGUUUUGGAGCGUACAAGAAGUUUGUCAGACAAGGGAGAUAAUUGCAGAGUGCUCAUUCAUUAAAAAGUGUGAGGAAACUUACUGGAGUUCUCAGUCACCGGAUCCCAAGUCCACCAUUACAGCAUUAGAUCCUGAUUCUGGUCUCAUUCGAUAGAAAAUAGGGUCUAUUGCUGAUUAAUUCAUUAACAUUAUUUAUAUGCAUAUAAUCUGUAAUACACUAAAAAUGUCUGGCAAUCAUUCAUUUUAUUUUCCUUAGUCAUCUCUCUGGGAUUGUUUUCUUCAGUAAGUGUGAGGUACAAUGAAGAUCAGGGAAGCAAUCAUUUUGUUUGAAUUUAUGUAAACUAAAAUGAAUUGGGCCAGUAUUCCUAUAUGCGAUUUAGCAAUGUAAACAUUUGAGACGAGUAUUACCAGUAAUUUUUGGGGGCUGCGCUCUUUUUUGUUUUUGUUUUUUUUUUACGCAGGGUUAACUUUGCCUGUGAUGUUUUAUAAAAUCCACGUUGACUGUUGUUAAUGUAUAUCCAGUGUCUUCCAUUAAGAAAGGGUGGUUAUUUAUUGUACAUUUGUAUCACCGACUACUUUCUUGUACAUGUACAUUUUUUGAUGCAUUGCGGGUUGUUGAUUUUCUUCUUCAUAUUAAACUUGAUAUUAUUUUAAAUGGAACAAAUUGCUGCUGCACUGCCAGCUUGUUGUCUUAUAAAUUUAAUUGUACCAUUCUAUCUUCAUUUUUUACAGGACUGAUAUACAUAUUGACAUUUGUGACUGAUUUGAAUACCAUUUCCAUGUCAAUUACAGUAAAACAUGCUUAUAGCAAACAUGUUUAUAAUGAAUUCACAAGUACAGCAAACUUAUUCUCAUUCCCUGUAGUUUUAAAACACAUUUUGAACAUAUUAGAUAUUAAUGAAUUACGCUUAUAACGAAUCAACAUCAUUCAUCCCAACACUUCACUAUAAGUGUGUUCUACUGUACACUGGCAAUUUUUAUAUUUUAUGCCAAGUAGAAGUCACGGGUCAGUGCUUCCUUGUUUAAUUGCUGUAUUCACAACUGCCAUUUCAGCAUACUUACCUGGGUAAACAGUGUGUUGCUUGUAAUUAUCAAUGACUUCAUAAAUCAGUACACAAAGUAGUAUAAAAUGCAAUGCAAAACCAAGAAUUUGUAGAGUAUUUAUUGACCGGUCAACAAGGGAUGCUUACUCCUUCUAGGCACUUGAUCCCACCUCUGGUGUGUCCAGGGGUCCGUGUUUGCAUAAUUCUCUAUUUUGUAUUGCUUAUAGGAGUUAUGAAAUUGAUCAUCGUUCGUUAUCUUCACCUUUCAUGCAGGCUUACGUUCAAUAUUUGGUCUGUAGGAUAUCUGACUGAAAUUUUUAUUCUCAAAGUUUAUAUAUAAUUUUGCCAAAAGAGACCACCGUUAUGACUGGGAAUUGUUACAUGCAGUAGUUUGAUAAAUUGAUCGUAAAUCUUGAAUUUUAUCAUAAUGCUGGUAUUAUUUUUGUAAUUUGUUUUUCAAAGUUGUUGGGGAAAAUAUGUAAAAGAAAUAUAUUGAUUUUUAAAAGCUUACUUUUUUGGUGCAGUGAAAUCCUGUUUUGAUAGUUAGUAUAAGUUAUACAUGUAGAAGAAAUGUGUAUUCAAACAUUUUGAUAAAAAUGUUUAUCAACGAGAUACUUUAUUUACAACUGUAGGAUACUAUAAAGAUUUAGCAGAAUUUUUGCGAGAAAUCAACGUACUUGUGAUGACUUACCAAUCUUAUUUACAGCAUAGUAUGCUUUCCUAAUUAAUAUUUUGUUCAAAUGCAAAUUUAAUUCAUUUUUUCAUCAGAUUUUGUCUUAUUCAUAUUUCAUUGAUUAGUGGUUGCACGUCAUAUUAACAUCAUAUUAAUAUCUAUAAGAAAUAUUUUUUUUUUAAAAACAUUACUUGUAGGAACUGUUUUUAUACAUACAUUUAUGAUGGUUCAAACAUAUUAUUACUUGUUAGAUUUGUUACUGACUGUCUACAGAAAUUUGUUGGGUUGUUAAAAUCCAUAGAAAAUGAGAUAAAGUUGAGUCCUCUAUAGACUAAAAACAGCUGACAAAUUUCUAUAGACAGUCAGUAACAGACCUACCAGUAACAGGUGUUUUGUUUCGUCGAGGACCAAUAAUUAUGUUUGAUUUGUUUAAGAAAGAAAUGCAAUUAAAAAGAUGCUCCAGAUGCCUUAUUGCCGUUUAAAUUCUGCUACUCGCUGUUUAAGAAAUUUAACCUGGACAUGCUUUAUCCAAAUACGGAGCUUCAUUUCAGUUCAAGGCAAAACAAAAUGAAAUCUUAUGGCUAUAUUUAUACCUUGCGGAUCUUUGCAGUUGACAUGUUCAUGUAUUUUGAAGGAGGGGAUGGGUCAUUAUUGUGUGAUUGCGUAGCAUACCACCAUGACAUCAUUUUUAAAACUUUCAUACAUGUAGCUGUGUGUAUGAAAUCGUGAACCUCGAGGUCUGUGAGACUGUCAUCUCUGUGAUCUGUUAACAUUCAUCUUUUCUGUGAUGGUAGGUACGUGUUUAGAUGUUCGUAUCACAUUUUAACUUGUGAUACCUACCCUUUAUUAUCACAUUUUAACUUGUGAUAUCUACCCUUUAUUCUUUCACAAUGGUGCUAUUUUGUUUGCCUUGGCAUGAUUUUGAUGGAUCUACGUAUUGAACAGUUAAGUAUAUACAAUGUAUAUUGUAAUUAUAUGGAAUGCAUGAACAUUCAUUUAUAUAUCAUACAAUGCAUGUAUGUGUAACAUGAGCGGAGGGUGUAAUGAUUAUUCUUCUGUUUUAAAAAAAAUUAAGUUUGUGAACAAAGUGCUGAAAACUCAUCACAAUAACCUGGUGUUCUCACUAUAUAUGUAUUACAUGUUGUAUAGCAGGGCUGGAAGACAUGUAUAUUCAUGAUUUAGUCUGAAAACGAUGCCUACAGGCAAUUCGUUUUGUGUUUUUUGGUUGGUACAAAAAGAAGGUAUUGUUUAAUUCAGAAGUACCACAUUUACCAUUAGUGUUUACUCGUGUGGCAAUUUUGUUUAAAAGAUUCACGUUAAAUGUGAAAGUACACAAAACGUAGAAAUGGAGGGGGUGGGGUAGACAAGGGGCUCAAACUUUCUCCCCCGCCCCUUCUUUCUCUCCCUAUUUUUGUCUCCUUCCUCCCACUCCUGAGUCCCCCCUCCCCCUUUCCCACACCCCCAAUCCUCCCCUCUUUUUACCCUAUCUGCCCCAACAGACAUAAAAUGUUCACCCUUAUUUUGAAAAAUUUAGUGACAAUCAAAUUGCUCAAAAUGCUGAGACAGUCGGGGUUGUGCAGCAACACAAGGUAAAACCAGAAAUGGUCUUGUUAAUUAACUUGAUAGCCUAGUCAAACCUCGCAGGAAAAAUUGUUAAGAAGGAUUUGCAAUUCUGCCUUUUAGGGUUUUUCAAACCCAAGAAAGGGGGAGGAAAUGAUUUAUUUAUUUUUUUAGUGUUCUGCAAUAAUUGCAGAGUUAAGUUAAAAAUUCAUUGUGAGAUGGGGGGGGGGGGGGGGGGGGGGGGACACGGUAGCUUUCACUGCUUUGUGUUGUGGUUACAUGAGUAAAACUGCGAAGUCAAUUUCGAUAUUGAAUACAUGUAUCACUGUUGGAGAAAAACAAAGUGAUUUCUUCUGACCUUCAGUGGGUAUGAUUUUGACAUUGGGGUUUCAUUUUUUAACAGGCAGGUAAACAAUUCCACAUUUGUGUUGUCUUAACUUUUUUUUAAUUAGGCAAAUUAACACCUGAGUUUAGUUUAUGUUGUUGGAUGACGUUGGUUUGGAGGAGUUUUCUUUAAAAUAUUCAGCUUUCACAUCACCCACUUAGUUAUCACUUAGAAGGUCAUCACUUAGAAGGUCAUCACUUAUAAUAGACCACUGCAUGUAUUAUACUUUCUGAUAUCAUGAAAUCAGAAAAAACAAUGAACACCAAUAUUUGUUUUAAGGAUUGUACUUAGUAAUUUGAUUAGAGUUUGUUUUAAAAUUUACUCUUUUUUUUUGUACAUUUAUGUUGCAAACAAGCACUUGUAUUAUUACUUAAGUUACAUAUUGUACAUUUACAGCAAAUUAAAAAUACUAAAAGCAUUAAA
This is a messenger RNA of Ostrea edulis (European flat oyster), 6702 nucleotides long. Its product is annotated as xylosyltransferase oxt-like. The record is from RefSeq and is a predicted model, not a curated record. Gene Ontology annotation, molecular function: protein xylosyltransferase activity. Gene Ontology annotation, biological process: chondroitin sulfate proteoglycan biosynthetic process; heparan sulfate proteoglycan biosynthetic process. The coding region runs from base 34 to 2772 and encodes 912 amino acids. The transcript has 12 exons. NCBI's taxonomy places the organism in Eukaryota, Metazoa, Mollusca, Bivalvia, Ostreida, Ostreidae. Gene Ontology annotation, cellular component: membrane.